CAAUUCAAAGCUUUGCUGCAGGCAAAUUAUUUUCGACGAAAUGAUGUUAAUUUGCUUUCUGUUAUCACCGUACGGUGGGAAAAGAUAAGUAGUUUCAUCUUCUCUUUGAGUGAUAAGAAAUGUACCGCUUGUGUUACGUUAGAACUCGUUACAAUUGUAAAGUACGUAAACCACAAUGCAUUGCGACACGUUCACCUCGCGAACGUUUAUGCUGGUUUCACACACAUGCCACACCGGUGAUAAAGCCUACUCAACCGGUUUUUCCCUCCCCGGACUAUGCUCUAGUGAGAUAUACGGCUGCAAAGCUGUUUUGCAUUGCAGUUACGUAUACUACAAACCAUGGUUAAUGGUAGUUGUGCGUUGUUAUGGAAACCGUGUGGUGAGCGCAAUAUCCACCUCCUGAAAGCUGUCCUGAUUAAAUUGAGACAUUUUUUUUGUAAUUCCAUAAGAAGAAGGAAACAUAAGUUCAUGUUUUUCGUUAAAUGAUCGAGCAAUUGCUACUAUCCAUUUGAUUCAUUUGACUUAAAAGCAUUAGCGACCAAUAGAGCCAGGCCUGAGAUACAUUGUCGCAAUAUUACUUACGUCCGCUGGCCUUAUCAGUGCGAGCAUGUGUGCGAGGUAGAUUAUUGAUUCCAUUUUCAUUCUGUUAGUUUUCGCGGAGGGAACUGUAAUUCUCUCUCGCUCUCUCUCCUUCUUUUGAUUGUGCUCUUAAUUGACCCACGGCGUAGUAACAGCUGACGAUUUGCGGCAAUCGAGGGCACGUCUCUGGUCUCUGGGCCAGUUUAUGUUUGUUCCCGUUCACUGUGCAAGUUACUUAAUCUGAUAAAAUCGAACGGUUCUGAACGGUGAAAAGCAGAAUCAGUUAAUUAUUUACAAUCGUACCGCGAAGAUGCCUACGACCAAGUUCUUUCAAUCAACGAGAAAAAUCAUCGGUGCCGGUGUUAACUACAAAGAAAUUUUGCGCCUUACAAACGCCCCAAAACCGGAUGCUCCCGUCAUCUUCUUUAAGCCUAUUUCAUCCCUGUUGGAUAGUUCCACCGGUUCCCCGGCUGAGAGCUCCUCCGUUCCGACCAUCCGCAUACCACGCGUCUUCGGUGGCGUGAUCAAUUUUGAAGCCGAAUUGGGCGUUAUCAUUGGUCGGCGCUGUUCGAAUGUUACCACCGAGCAGGCGAUGUCAUACGUCGGAGGUUACUGCCUGGCACUCGAUAUGACCGGUAUGGACUUUAUCCUGGAUGCUCGACCCAAAGGAUUGCCCUGGUGUCUCGGAAAGGGCUUCGACACGUCAACCCCGGUGAGCGGAUUGAUUACACGUGCCGAACUUUCAAAUCCGGACGAUGUACGCGUGUGGUGCGAUAUAAAUGGAGUGCGCAAGCAGGACGACAGUACACGAAAUCUGAUCUUUCCGAUUUCGGAAUUGAUCGCUUACGUGUCGCAAUACAUGACGCUGGAGGAAAAUGAUCUGCUCCUAACUGGAACACCGGCCGGUGCUGGACCGGUGCGCCACGGGGACGUAAUCGAAUGUGGGCUGGGCGAUGGGCUGAUGACGAUGCGUUGCUCGGUAGCAGACGAGUAGUGAUUGUGGUUUGGUCAUUUUACUAAAAACAAAAAAUCAAAUAAACUCGAUCAUCCUCGGUGGAUGAUUGCAGGGUUGAAAUGCUACGGAA
Molecule: messenger RNA, 1664 nt
Organism: Anopheles funestus (African malaria mosquito)
Lineage: Eukaryota; Metazoa; Arthropoda; Insecta; Diptera; Culicidae
Product: acylpyruvase FAHD1, mitochondrial
Exons: 2
Coding region: 890-1573 (227 amino acids)
Cellular component (GO): mitochondrion
Molecular function (GO): acetylpyruvate hydrolase activity
Source: RefSeq, a predicted model, not a curated record